Molecule: messenger RNA, 2232 nt
Organism: Nerophis ophidion (straightnose pipefish)
Lineage: Eukaryota; Metazoa; Chordata; Actinopteri; Syngnathiformes; Syngnathidae
Gene: bora
Product: bora aurora kinase A activator
Exons: 12
Coding region: 155-1843 (562 amino acids)
Biological process (GO): regulation of mitotic nuclear division; activation of protein kinase activity; regulation of mitotic spindle organization
Cellular component (GO): nucleus; cytoplasm
Molecular function (GO): protein kinase binding
Source: RefSeq, a predicted model, not a curated record
GCGUGAACUUCCGGAAAUGUUUCUAUUGGCUGAAGGGGUCGGGAGGGUAAAAUUGAAAUAAAGGUCCACAGAAACAGACGCCGAACUUCGCUCUUUUGUCCUGAUUCCUCCUUUUUGUCCGAUCUGGGAUCAACAUACUCGACCAGUCUAUGUUAUGGCCGACCACACGGACAUACAUAUGACUCCAGGGAGGUCUGCGGUACAAAACCCAUUUGAGAGUCCCAAUGACUACCGCCACCUCCAGGAACCUCUGGUGCCAAGUCCCUCUGUGUUCAAGUCCAGAGCUACUCCUACCAAGUUUACCUGGAAUGUUGAGGAACUGGCCAGUCUGUUCCCAGUGGACAUUGACCCAGAAGAAAUCCAGAGACAAUCGUUUUACCUCAGCCAGACAAGGGCGGAUUCCGACAUUGAAGAAAAGCGUCAGAAUGCUAUAGAACAGUUCUUUACCAAAGGAGCCAUCGUGCCCUCCCCGUGGUCCGUGUCAGAGACCCGGAAAAUCCCUCUCAUGUAUAAGAAAAGUCCACUGUCUCCGAUGAUAACAGAGGAGCCAGAAAAACACUCGGUUUCCUGUCAGACAACCCUCUCGCUGCCCCUGGCCCUUGAUUUGGAGUCUCUUCUAGGGGAGUACUACCGCAGCGAGGAAAUGGCGUGCGACGCUGUCCAGGAGAGCCUCAGCUCCUCCUCCUUAAGACGCAAGCUCUUCCUGGAUGGCCAGGGCGCUUUCAGCAGCUCCGACGGCUCCAGUCCGCCGACCCCGGACCGAGGUCCGACCCAGGAAGAGAGGCUGCUGUUGAAGCGACACGAGGACGCCGCACAAGACUUCAAAGGAGCCGCUUCGUCCAGCUUUGCCUCCCCUUUGUCUUGCAACGUGACAGCCUCAACGCCCUCUACGGCUCAGUUCUCCUCCAGUCCCAUCCAGCGUGGCCGCUUUCGGGACUGCAGCCUGGGCAGCUUGGCCAGCCCUGUGUUCCCUGACAGGUCGUCCCCUGCCAGCAUGAGCUCCCCCACCAUUUCGCCUAUUCUUGCACAUACGCCCAAAGGUUCAGCCGAGUGGAAACAACUGCGCAAUUUAACGCCGCACGGCGUGACCGUGGACAUGGACACGCCCUCCUGCGCCAAGAGUCCCUUCGUGGAGGGCUGCUCUCCCAUCCGUAGCUGUUCUCCACACCAUCUCCGCAUCCACCCGGACCUCCAGCAAUGCGCCCGAUCCAAGCCCAGGUCCAGGUUCCGUAGCUGGGGCUCCCCGCCUCUCAUCUCGCCCGUCCUCAACCCCAGGCUUCCCGACAGCCAGGAUUCAGAGGACCUGACACACUCUUCCUCCUCGUCCGCUCCCACAAACGACGUCGAUCCAUCCUCGUCUUUGGAUCAGAACACCUGCUCUCCUGGGAGGGUCAGCUUGGGACUUCUGGAGCCUGUGAAAACCGAGCCUGAUCGGGAAAUAAGGAUGGAGGGCCAAAUCGGGGAGGAGGAUGAAGAAGCGGACAAUGGCGUCCUUUCAGGACAGCUGACAAGUUCUCGAAUGGUCAACACGUCAGCCACGGAAAGCUCUCAGAUGUUUGUGUCUCUCCUGGGAGACGGGAGCAGCAUACGCUACGAUUCCAGCAUGCAGGUGGACAGUGGGUACAAUACUACCUCAGGUGUGCAGGUGGACAGCGGGUACAACACUACCUCAGGUGUGCAGGUGGACAGCGGGUACAACACUACCUCAGCAGGUGCCAGCAGUCUCAUUGACGGCUUGGGCUCCGACUGGCCCGGAAAGGAGUCCUUCACUUCCAACUUCCCAGACGACGCCUUCCACCUCACCAGAACCUCAAAAGUGAAGGCGCGGUUUCCUCAUCACUGAAGGCCGCCAUGUGCAUCUCAUCUCUGGUAGGAAUGUUUGAUUUGCCGUUAAAGAAGCUUCCUCCAGUGGUUAGGACUUCUUCAGGGGGUCAAAGUUCAAGGUCAUCUUUGCUGUAUGUCGGCGGGAGCACGUGGAUGCUUGCUCACUGUUUUUUGUUUUGUUUUUUUUUGCUGCAAUGGAAUUCGGUGCUGACACAAUCAUGUUUGUAUUGUACAUUUUUACACAUUUUCAUAUAUAUUUAACUUUUUUUCUUAAACUACGUGAAUAUAAAGCUUAAAGAUUGUGGUGGAUUGUACAUUUAAAAUGUGAUAUAAGACUAUUUGAAGAGUGCCACUUGCGAUCCUUGCUGGAUAAUUAAAUGAACAUGAUUGUUUUUAGCUGCCUAAGAA